AUGUCAUCGCCAUCAAAUAUCAUCAUAUCCAACAAUGAUUUUUCGAUUAAGCUAGAAAAAGGUGCACUAUUUCAAAUGCGUAAUGGAAAUCGAAAAGUUUGGGAUGGUCGACACUGGAGAAUACUUUGUGAAAUAGAAGGUUGUAUGUCACAACGACAAGGUUCAUUACGCUAUCGAAAAGGUUUAUGUAAAAAACAUUUUAAUGAACUAUUUUCAAAGACAGUAUCGUUAUCAUCACAGCAAAAAGAAACAAAGAAAAAAAGUCUCGAUUCUAUUGUGGAUCAUUUACUAUUACAACAAAUCGUGAAGAAAAGAAUGCAAGAAAAACAACAAGACGGAAACAGUGAAAAUUCGUUGCAUUUUUCACAAAUUAAACAAGAAGACACUGAUAGAGAUGGUAUUAUUUUUUUGUGUGCAAUAACAAAAUGA
This is a messenger RNA of Didymodactylos carnosus, 429 nucleotides long. NCBI's taxonomy places the organism in Eukaryota, Metazoa, Rotifera, Eurotatoria, Philodinida, Philodinidae. The record is from the annotation of a GenBank genome assembly.